AAUUCUCAAUCUUCUCUGCGUUAUUUCCCAAAUCCAAAAACCCUAGCAUUUCUCAUCAAUGGCCCGCACCAAGCAAACCGCCCGCAAAUCCACCGGCGGAAAGGCGCCGAGGAAGCAGCUCGCGACCAAGGCGGCCAGGAAAUCUGCCCCCGCCACCGGCGGAGUGAAGAAGCCCCACCGCUUCCGCCCCGGAACCGUCGCUCUCCGUGAGAUCCGAAAGUAUCAGAAGUCCACCGAGCUACUCAUCAGGAAGCUGCCGUUCCAGAGGCUCGUCCGUGAGAUCGCUCAGGAUUUCAAGACGGAUCUGAGGUUUCAGAGCUCCGCCGUGGCUGCGCUCCAGGAGGCGGCGGAGGCCUACCUCGUCGGACUUUUCGAAGACACUAACCUCUGCGCUAUUCACGCAAAGCGAGUCACGAUUAUGCCCAAGGACAUUCAGCUGGCUAGGAGGAUUAGGGGCGAGAGGGCGUAAUUGUAACUAGAUGCUUUUGUUUAUGGUAAUUGGGUUCUUUUACCCUCCAAUGGAAUUGAAAUUGUAACGUUUCCUCACUUUGUCAAUGAAUGUUAUGAUUUUAUGGCCAA
This is a messenger RNA of Salvia hispanica, 579 nucleotides long. RefSeq names its product histone H3.2. The record is from RefSeq and is a predicted model, not a curated record. Gene Ontology annotation, molecular function: structural constituent of chromatin; DNA binding; protein heterodimerization activity. Gene Ontology annotation, cellular component: nucleosome. Lineage: Eukaryota; Viridiplantae; Streptophyta; Magnoliopsida; Lamiales; Lamiaceae.